Acytostelium subglobosum LB1 is the source of this 951-nucleotide messenger RNA. RefSeq lists its product as hypothetical. The transcript has a single exon. The coding region runs from base 1 to 951 and encodes 316 amino acids. Lineage: Eukaryota; Evosea; Eumycetozoa; Acytosteliales; Acytosteliaceae. The record is from RefSeq and is a predicted model, not a curated record.
AUGUCAUCAGCAAAGAAUACAAUACUUAUAUCGGAUGCAGUUGGUCUUGUAGGCGCUUUCAUUAUCACAGAGUUGGUGUCGAUCAUUGGAAAGGACGCCACGCCAGAGAACUUGGAGAUUAGAGCUGGCUAUCAUACAGAGACUGAGUUGGCCAAUGCUCUGGCCAACCCACCACACCCUUCAUACGUCAAGCCCUGCUUGACCAAGUGGAAGGACGUCGCAAGCUUGGAGACGGCGAUGCAAGGCUGCACCACACUGUUCCUGCUCACACCCUUCACUUGCGCGGUCGUCGCGCAGCGCAAGGUCUGGGUCGACCUGGCCAUCCGACUGGGCGUCAAGCACAUCCUGCACGCAGGCAUACACAAUGGCGAGUUGCCCGCCUCGGACAUCCCCGCACACGAGGAGUGGAACCGUCAGUCGGAACAGUACAUCGAGUCACAGUCACAGCACCUCACCUGGACUCAUCUUCGCAUCAACUUUGAUGGAUACAACGGAGUCGUGUCGAUUGGCAAGAUACAGUACUUCUUGCCCGCCGCACUCAAAUGUGGAUGGAUAGCACGUGAGGACAUUGCAGCUGUUGCGGCCCGUGUGUUGUUAGCCCCUGCCGAUCACGCGGGCAAGCGAUACCGUCUGUCUACAGAGUCAUUGUCUUUAGAAGACAUGGCGGCGAUAGCCAGCGAGGUCGUGGACAAGCCCAUACCAGCCGUAUCACUCAAGCCCGAGCAAUUCUUUUCGAUGGCCACGUCGGCGCUGGCCAACCCUGACAACGACGACCAAUACGUCGAGUAUAUGAAGUCUGUGCAAUCCAUGUUCCAAGGUCUGAGUGAAGGACUUUACAUCUACCAUCUAGAAGCCUACCCCGAAGUAGUGGAACAAGUCUGUCAACGACCAUUCCUCAGCUUCCGUCAAUGGCUUACCAACUCCCCUCACAAGGCAAAGUUAUUACAAUAA